Molecule: messenger RNA, 2980 nt
Organism: Formica exsecta
Lineage: Eukaryota; Metazoa; Arthropoda; Insecta; Hymenoptera; Formicidae
Gene: bond
Product: elongation of very long chain fatty acids protein 4
Exons: 7
Coding region: 896-1711 (271 amino acids)
Biological process (GO): sphingolipid biosynthetic process; very long-chain fatty acid biosynthetic process; fatty acid elongation, saturated fatty acid
Cellular component (GO): endoplasmic reticulum membrane
Molecular function (GO): fatty acid elongase activity
Source: RefSeq, a predicted model, not a curated record
UAAUCUUCGCAAUCGUUUUAACAAAUAACGAAAUUUUAAGUAGAUUUUAUUUUAAUAAAAUUUUAAUUUAAUGGUCAAGAUAUUAAUUACAAAUUUUAUUAAAAUAUGAGCUACAAAUCUAAGUUAAGAGAUAAAACAAGAACAUUCAAUAUCAAAAAAAAUUUGAAAGAAAUUCUAUUUUCAAUUUUAAACUUAAAUAUUACAUGUAAUUUUAUUGUCUUAUAUUAACUUGACUAUUAACAUAGCCAAUGUCACAUAUAUCUUAUUAUCUAUCAAUUAUGUCAAUAAUUGUAAUAAUUGUAAUGCUUAUCUUCACGUGUAAAAUAUAUUUUCGCGGUCAUUCUCGCACAUUAUUCCAGUGUCCUUCUUUUCUUUGGCAUGCUCUUCCACUUCUCCACCUUUCACCGCUUUUAUGUAUAAGGAUCACUGUCUUCCGCAUUCAUGCAUUCUCUUUCUUUUUUCCUUUUCCUAAUUUUAUUAAUCCGCGGUCGACAGAUAAUGAAAUAAAGCUAUAUUUUUUGCUUCUAUUAACUUAUUUUUUUCCUUGCUUCUAUCAUCAUUAUCAGCUACUUAUAGCGUUAUUGAAAGCAACGAAAAUCGAGGUGGGGAUCGAAAGACACAUUUGUCGGACGGUGAUCUUAGUGGGUACUCACCACAGUGGACGAUCAGUUUUUGGUAGGACGCGUCUCUCUUCUCAUCGCGAGUGAGACGCUCGCGAAGAAAAUCGUAUAUCGAGGUUUCCCUGUUUCUGUUUUUAUUUUAACGUAUCGAUCUCCAAGGACAGGCUACGGAAAAGUUUCCGCAUUUUAAAAUUAAAAAUAAUCACAAGAUAAUCGCAAGAGUUCAUCGUUCGUUAAAGAAAGAAUAGCUUACAUUUGAUCAAUACGACAUCGACAUGGCUAAUCUUAUACGACUCGUAGUCAAUAAUUAUAAUGACGUUUUAAAGAAUGUUAAAGAUCCAUUAGUAGACACCUGGCCAUUAAUGGGGUCUCCAGGUCCUCUGAUAUGUAUUGUCAGUGCAUAUUUGAUAUUCGUGUUGAAGGCUGGACCAAAAAUGAUGGAAAAAAGAUCAGCCUUUCAGCUGAAUACCGUUAUGAUCGUAUAUAACGCGUUUCAAGUGCUCUUCAGUAUAUGGUUGACAUCUCUGACAGUGAAUGUCAACAUUAAACAUUUAAUAUUAAACAUUUUCUCUUCUCAUGGAUGCGGUUCUCAUUUUCUGCCUGAUGCAGAAACCAAACAUGUACAAGCAGCGUUAUUACGAGGCGCAUGGUGGUAUUUCUUCGCAAAAAUCAUCGAACUCCUGGACACGGUAUUCUUCGUUUUAAGAAAGAAGCAAAACCAGGUGACUUUUCUUCAUGUUUAUCACCACACCAUAACAGCCAUUUUUUCAUGGUGUUACUUAAAAUUAUUACCUGGCGAACAAGGUGUCAUCGUAGCUUUCUUGAAUUCCAUAGUCCACGUUAUUAUGUACAGUUAUUAUUUCAUCGCGUCACUUGGCUCCAAGUACAGAAAAUACCUCUGGUGGAAAAAAUAUAUGACUUGCAUUCAACUGAUACAAUUUGGAAUAAUGUUAUUCUAUCUAAUACUAACAUUGGCCAUGGAUUGCCGAAUGCCGAAGGCUUUGACCUACUUCUUCGUAACGAACGUGAUAAUCUUCAUUUACUUGUUCAGUGAUUUUUAUCGAAAAACGUAUAAGACGAAGACGGCCUAAUAAUAAAAAUUGAUCUUGCAAAUAGUCGAUGAAAAAAUAUGGACUUACCUUCGCGCGAAUUUAUUUAUAUCUAAAAUUUUAAAUAAUAAGCGCAUAUUUUGGUGAAAUGUUAAGGUAUAUUCUGAUAAAAUGUGCAGCUUACAGUGCAGCAAUCUUUUAUAAUUGUAUCAUCCACUUCUACAAUGUAAAAUGACAUCUGUAUAUAGAUAUACAAUAGAUAUACAUACAAUAUAUAAGAUUAACGAUAUACAAAAGAUGAGCCACGCAAUUGGGACGGGUUCUAACACUUGUUUCACUGAAGAUAGAAAGAAAUGGUACAGGCAAAAGUUGAAAAAUAAUAGUCUUUUUGUUUAUUGAACUUAUUUUUUUAUAAAUGCAACAAUGCACCAAAAAAGUGUAAUUGCACUUUUUCUUUAGUGGAAAUAUAUAUUUUCUUUUUGCAUAAAUAGAUUUUUUGAACAUUUUGUGUAUAAAAUUAUUAGAAUAAAGUGCUCGAAAAAGAAAUAUUUGAAAUUUCUGAAUGAGGCAUAUGCCUUAUUUAAAAAGAUUUAUUUAUUAUUAGAUUUAUUAGAUUUAUUAUAUUUCAAAUCUUUCACUAUUACAUAACAAACAUUUUGUGAUCCGUUUUUUUCCUGUUCUUUGUUAUAGCAUUAAGAUAUUAUCACAAUUUACGUUACUCUAAAUUUUUUCUUAUGUUGUAUUUUCAACGGAACAGGGCUAGAACCCGUCUCAAUUGUGUGGCCCACACUAUAUAGUUUAUAGAACAUGUAUACGUUUAAGCUUUUUCAUCUGUAUGUACAUGUACUACAAAUAUUUUUACAAGAAAACUGUCACAUCACAUAAACAUCAUUAUUAAUCUCAUAACCAAUUGCCAUUUUCAUAAUCUCUUGUCGUAUUAAUUAUAUAUAAGUGUAUUAUUUUAAUAUAUAUUUGUCUUUCAAAGCACAUGGUAACAUUUUCGUUACUUCUAUUUAUAUAUAAAAAAACAAAAAUAUUAAAAUAUGAAAGCAAUUGCUUGUGAUCUUUUAAUUUCUAGUGUGCAAUUACCAAUACGUAUGUAUAAAUAGUAUUAUGUUAAACAUUUCUCUGUGUGCUGAAUUAAAUCGUGUUCUGUAACUUUUCUCUACCCAAGUAGCAAGUGCACAUCAUUUGACGUUAAAAUAACAUCAUUCGUCAUCCAAAUGAUAUCAAUUGUCAAAAUGAUGUGUUUGCGCUUGUUACCUAGGUAUAUAUAUAUUGUAAUUAUAUAAAUCAAUUAAAUAUAGAUGC